This is a messenger RNA of Ruditapes philippinarum (Manila clam), 751 nucleotides long. Its product is annotated as prefoldin subunit 6-like. Gene Ontology annotation, biological process: protein folding; chaperone-mediated protein complex assembly. The transcript has 4 exons. Bases 3 to 383 code for a protein of 126 amino acids. NCBI's taxonomy places the organism in Eukaryota, Metazoa, Mollusca, Bivalvia, Venerida, Veneridae. Gene Ontology annotation, cellular component: cytoplasm; prefoldin complex. Gene Ontology annotation, molecular function: protein-folding chaperone binding. The record is from RefSeq and is a predicted model, not a curated record.
AAAUGGAUUCAGAGUUGCAAAAAAAGUUGACAACAGAAUUAGAGAAAUUCCAAGCUCUUCAAAAGGAUCACCAGAAGUUUGUGAAAGCUAGACAAGUACUAGAUGGACAACUUAGUGAAAAUACACUUGUAAAAGAGGAGUUGGUAAAGUUAGAUUCCUCAGCAAAUGUUUACAAAAUGAUUGGUCCAGUAUUGGUAAAACAGGAUAUUGUCGAGGCCAAAGAAGUUGUUCAGAAAAGAAUAGAUUACAUUAGCGGAGAAGUUAAAAGGCAUGAGGAUAUGAUCAAAGAUCUAGACAAGAAGCAAGAAUCGCAGAAGGAAAUAUUACAGAAAUUACAGACCCAGUUCCAACAAUCUCAACAAAAAGCUGCCAUAAAGACAUAGCAAUAAUUCAUUAUUUAGCAUAAUAAAUCUUGUGGUUGUUCAACAUCGAUGUGCUAUGUGUGUAUUAUUUUCUCAUGCUUGACUGAACAAAAACAAUAAUAUUUUUCAAAAUACUUCAAUUUAUUUGAAUGUUUAAAGCCUAUUCUUUCUUGUUUUCCUGAGCUGAAAUUCUGUUAAUCAUUAGUAAGUUAUGUGGAAGUGAAAAAAUGAAAUACUGAGUCAGAUAUCACUGUUGUAUAAUAUUCAGUAGCACAUGAUUGUAUAGAUAGCAGUUUUAGCACACUUACUGGACAAAAAUCAUGUGAAUCAAAUUAUUUUUGCAUUCCAGCAUUAUUUAAUAAUUAUACACUGUGGUUACAGUAGCAAUU